UUUCAAAAUUCAAAAGCAUUAAAAUUAUAUAAAAUUAAUAAUAAAGAAAAGAACGGAAAAAGGGGCACGAGAUCGCCGCCGCCCUGUUUCUCCCCGGCCCUUUAUCGCCGAUAACUCUUCCGCGCAAACGCCCGUGCGGGCCCCACAUGCCCCCCCACUAGGACUGCGAUAUAUCAUAUCAUGUACAGACGUUACACGGAAGAGUUCCGCGCACUCUCCUCGGAGCUGGCGAAGGAGCUCGAGAGUAAAGAAAGGGAGGGGGAAGAAGCAGCGACGCACAGACGCACAGUAUGAGUAUGCUCUCUUCGACGUCCUCGUCUGUGAGUUUCCUCCUCUUCUGUAUCCUCGUUUUGCUCGUCGAGGGCUCUCUCGGAGGAGAUCCCUACGCCUACUUCGAAUGGGAGGUCUCCUACGUCUCCGCCUCUCCUCUCGGAGUUAAGCAGGAGGUCAUUGCCAUCAAUGGGCAGUAUCCAGGACCGAUUGUGAGUGUCACAACAAACUGGAAUGUUGUUGUAAAUAUCAAAAACAACUUAGAUGAGCCUUUUCUUGUCACCUGGAAUGGGUUGCAACAAAGAAAGAACUCUUGGCAGGAUGGUGUUUUGGGAACAAAUUGCCCCAUCCCUUCUGGUUGGAAUUGGACAUAUGAGUUCCAGGUCAAAGAUCAGAUUGGGAGCUUCUUUUAUUUCCCUUCUAUCAAUUUUCAGAGAGCUGCGGGUGGUUAUGGUGGAAUUAUUAUAAACAACAGAGAUGUGAUUCCCUUACCCUUUGGGACACCUGAUGGCGAUAUCACAAUCUUUAUCAGCGAUUGGUACAGUAAAGACUACAAGAACCUAAGGAAAAUCCUUGACGAUGGGAAUGAUCUUGGCAUUCCUGAUGGCGUCCUUAUAAAUGGGUUUGGUCCAUAUCGUUACAAUGAUUCGGUUGUUCAAGAUGGCAUCAGUUUUGAGAGAAUAAAUGUUGAUCCAGGAAAGACAUACCGGAUCAGAGUCCACAAUGUGGGCAUCUCAACCAGUCUAAAUUUCAGAAUCCAAAAUCACAACCUGCUCCUUGUGGAGACGGAAGGGUCGUACACUGUUCAACAGAACUAUACUAACAUGGAUAUCCAUGUGGGUCAAUCGUUCUCUUUCUUGGUCACGAUGGAUCAAAAUGCUAGCAAUGAUUACUACAUAGUGGCAAGUGCCCGAUUUGUUGAUGCAAGCACCCGAGACAAACUGACUGGGGUUGGUAUUUUACACUACUCUAAUUCCAUUAGUCCUGCUUCAGGUCCACUUCCUGAUGGACCGAACGAGGGUGAUACCUACUUCUCAAUGAAUCAAGCAAGGUCUAUCAGAUGGAAUGUCUCAGCGAGUGCUGCACGACCCAAUCCACAGGGAUCAUUUCGGUAUGGUCAGAUCACUGUCACUGAUGUGUAUGCACUACUGAAUAGGCCUCCUGAGCUUAUAAAUGGGCAGUUACGAACUACUUUGAAUGGUAUUUCCUAUAUUGCCCCUCAGACACCCUUAAAGCUUGCACAGCUAUUUAAUGUGCCUGGAGUGUAUAAGUUGGAUUUCCCAAACCAUAUGAUGAAUAGACCUGCAAAAGUUGACACAUCCAUUAUAAAUGGCACUUACAAGGGUUUUAUGGAAAUUAUAUUCCAGAACAAUGGGAGUACUAUUCAAAGCUACCACUUGGAUGGCUACGCCUUCUUUGUUGUGGGAAUGGAUUUUGGAACCUGGACGGAGAAUAGCCGAGGUACAUACAACAAAUGGGAUGGGGUUGCUCGAAGCACAGUGCAGGUAUUUCCCGGAGCAUGGACCGCCAUUCUAGUGUAUCUUGACAAUGUGGGGAUAUGGAAUUUAAGAGCCGAGAAUCUCAACACUUGGUACCUGGGACAGGAAGUAUAUAUAAGUGUGGUCAACCCGGAGAUUAGCAAUAAGACUGAGCUUCCUUUGCCCGACAAUGCUAUCUUCUGCGGUGCGCUCUCAAGUUUACAGAAAAAAACAAUAUCGGGGGAAAAAAAAAAUGACAUUGAAGUUGGUUCCAUUUCUGUCAAGAGGUUCAUAAAGAUGAGAUUAUCAUCAAGUCUCUUCAUCUCUCCCUCACUGAAUUCUUAACAGGCGAAAAUGCACCUGAUGAGGUUGUAUACGGCAAUAUACUGUAGGGGGCCGGUCGAAGAUACACAGAAUAGAUUUAACAUAUAACUUUUGUUGUAUAGUUCUAAAUUAAGAACUUUGUCUAGGCCUUGCUCUGCAUUCACUCUUGUUCGACUGUAUCUCGGAAUUUGGUACUGAUGGGAGUAAUCUCAUCAGGUCAUUUCCUGUACGAUUUGCAUUAUCUAAUAUUUUUGGUGUGGGUGCAUAGGUUAUUUGUUAAUUGAGAGCAAA
Messenger RNA from Ananas comosus (pineapple), 2363 nucleotides. RefSeq names its product monocopper oxidase-like protein SKU5. The record is from RefSeq and is a predicted model, not a curated record. Bases 291 to 2093 code for a protein of 600 amino acids. The transcript is spliced from 9 exons. NCBI's taxonomy places the organism in Eukaryota, Viridiplantae, Streptophyta, Magnoliopsida, Poales, Bromeliaceae. Gene Ontology annotation, molecular function: oxidoreductase activity; copper ion binding.